This is a messenger RNA of Lingula anatina, 1562 nucleotides long. RefSeq names its product visual pigment-like receptor peropsin. The record is from RefSeq and is a predicted model, not a curated record. Gene Ontology annotation, molecular function: G protein-coupled receptor activity. Gene Ontology annotation, cellular component: membrane. Gene Ontology annotation, biological process: G protein-coupled receptor signaling pathway. NCBI's taxonomy places the organism in Eukaryota, Metazoa, Brachiopoda, Lingulata, Lingulida, Lingulidae.
CAAUAGGAGCCCUGUUUGGAAACAUCGUCUGCCUGGCCACAUGCAAGAAGAGCCAGAAGUUUUCCCGGAAGCUCCACGCGCAUCUCAUUACGCAUCUAGCCAUUGCCGGGAUAGCAUUAACAGCAUCCGGUCACGUGAUGUUCACCGUCUCAGCGUUUGCCGGCACAUGGGUGUUUGGCGAUUACGGUUGUGUCCUUGCCGCCUUUCUCUGCUACUUUUUCGCUCUCGUCUGCUCCAACAUCCACGUAGCCAUCAGUGUGUACAGAUAUAUUGAAGUCUGCAAGCCACACCUUAGAUAUUUCUUGGAUCCUCGUCAAUCACCAGGGAUACGGUGCUUUGCUUUGGCGGCGUCUUGGUUGUACGCCCUCUUUUGGACUUCACUGCCACUAUUCGGCUGGUCCAAAUACACGUAUGAAUCUUUUGGUGUAUCAUGCAGUCUUAACUGGGAAAGUCGAGACCUGAUUGACGUGACUUACAUAUACUCGUCCUUCCUAUUCAGCUUUGCCAUCCACAUAAUUGUGAUUGUAUUUUGUUAUACAAAGAUGUGUGCCGCGCUGGUGCUUUGCUAUUUAUUAGCCUGGUCUCCGUACGCCAUCUUCACCUUCUGGAGCAUUCACUUCCCUCUGCCGCCAGUCCUUGUCGUCAUGCCGACCAUGUUUGCUAAAAGUUUCUGUGUCUUCACGCCUGUCGCUUGCGGGCUGUUGAACAGGGACUUCAGAGAGAAUUUCUGGCAGCUUCUACGAGUGGUUCACCUCGUUGACGGUAAAGUUGCACCGUUGAAGGAUGCUAAGCUCUCGGUCACGUUAAGCGCCGUUCAAAAGAUGCAAGACAACGAAGUUCUUUUAUUCAAAAUGACUCAAAAUGACAUCUUCAUUUGCGAGCAGUCGGCGAGCAUUCUACAAAACCCUCCAACGCGAGAUGACGCCCCCGCUGCCAAGCUUCAGCCAAGCACGAGUCCACGUGGAGGCGCACAAAGAAAGGAGUCGCCGGUUGAAUUCUCUGAAAUCAAACGUAGGAGCAAUCACAGUGAUAUCCAAAUGCAUAUUUAGAAGCAAACAUUUACACUGUACAUACAUUUUUCACAUAUACUGUGUAUAUCUGUGGACUAUGAUAUAUGUAGGCGCUAUCCCUAACGUGCACAGACAGUUUCUUACAAUUUAAUUGCGAAAACAAAUAAUUUCACCACUUGGAAUCUUUACCUUUUCUCAGGCAGAUGACCAAAAUUGUGCUAUAUGUAUUAACGUUUGGCGCGUGCAGCCUUAUUGAAGGCCAGCAUUAUGAAAAGCCAUCACCUAUAAAAGCAAUUCAGUCGUAGUAAUCCGAAUUGAAACAGCUAUUUUCUUUUCGUUAUAUUAAUUUCUUGUGUUUUACAUUGAAACUAUAUACGUUGCAUGUGAUCCAUAUUUCUACACACAACCCAGCAAUGGAACAUCCCAAAUUAUUGAGUUUCAUAGGCGCUAGGCUACACUGCUGGGCGAUUUUUGGGAACUGCAUAUUUGCACGGAAUAAAACUACUACAUUUCAACAGAUUUUGGUCGCCUAUUUGGCACAUUUUCUCUCGG